Molecule: messenger RNA, 837 nt
Organism: Ziziphus jujuba (common jujube)
Lineage: Eukaryota; Viridiplantae; Streptophyta; Magnoliopsida; Rosales; Rhamnaceae
Product: cell number regulator 2-like
Exons: 4
Coding region: 104-568 (154 amino acids)
Source: RefSeq, a predicted model, not a curated record
CUAUAUAUAAGAGCUGAAAUAUCCUUCACUGCUCUUUGUGCAGUGUUUUUAUCUUCCACUUCUUUGCUUCGAUAUCUUUUUAGUAUCUUUUUUAGCAAGAAAAAUGUAUCGUAACAAUGGUGAUCCUAAAUUGGCCGCUCAAGCAUAUGGUUCUCAGCCAAGGGGACAAUGGACCACGGGGCUAUGCGGUUGUUGUGAAGAACCCUGCAAUUGCUUGACCACCUGCUGCUGUCCCUUCAUAACCUUCGGGCAAAAGGCAGAGAUCUUAGACGGUGGAAAAACAUCAUGUUGUGCAGCGGGGUUCAUAUAUUUUAUCCUAGGCUCCUGUGCAUGCCUUUAUUCACACACCUACAGAGCCAAACUGAGAGGCCUUUAUUCGUUGCCGGAAGAACCAUGCUCCGAUUGUUGUGUACAUUGUUGGUGUGCUUGUUGUGCUAAUUGCCAAGAGUAUAGAGAGUUCAAGAACCGUGGAGUUGAUCCCUCCGCAGGUUGGACGGCUAACGCUGAGAAAAUGAAUCGGAAUGGAACUACUGCACCUCCAUAUUUUGCUCCGGGCAUGGCUCGAUAGAUCAGUCCAGGGAGUUCAGAUUCAUAUGACUCAGUGCCUCUGUUCUUCAUCGUUCUGCGUUUGUCAUUUUCUCUCACGUCCAAGCACACCCAACAAGUCUUAAUAUAUCCGGUUUCCUUUGCCUUUCAGUUGACUUUAAUUUUUAAAUUUAAUUAUUAUUGCUUGUGUAAUUUGAAUUAUGUUUUUUAUGCAUGCUUUAAAUUAUAAAGGCACGUAGCGUGAUCUAUUGCUAUAUUUCUGAAACUAUUGUUGACUUCGUAACGGAAUAA